CGGCACAUCAGUCCGUCCUCACCUACCACACAACCGCCAAGAUGACACAAGGACAACAGCAGCAGCAGCAGCACCGGAUCGUGAUACCCAGACCAGAAGCCUCGCGCACCGAAUCCUCGCUCCCGGGCCAUUUGCGCCCCUCGGUCAUCAAUGUGCCCGUCACUCCGGGCAUCAGCCGCGAGGCCUACGAAGAACAGCUCACCACGGGUCCUGGCUACUUUGAGAGGCGAACUGACGAGCACGACAUUGCCCGGUCUCCAGGCACCGUCGGCCUGGAAGAGACAGGAAGCGUGGACAGGCAGCUCGCGGUGGGUGCCGAUGCCGGCAAGGACUUCAUGCGCCGUCUGAGCACGGCCGUCACGGACUCCGGCGCGGCGGCCAUUGGGAGCCAGGACUCCCUCUCCGACAUCCGCCACAGGUUCCCCAACCUGUCGCUUAGCGGAAACAUCAUCUCAGCCACCUUCACAAUCCCCCACCUGCUCAAGUAUACCAAGGCCAGCGGCGAAAAGGGCACCACGGGUUCCUGGGAUCUAAAACCCCGCCGGGGACAGUCGGCGCUUUUCGAUUCGUUUUCGUACCUCUCGUCUGAUGACGCCCCAUGGAAUCACACGGUUGUCGCCUGGACUGGCGAGAUUGAGGAGGUCAAGUCCGCCCAGCACGCCGGCAAGGCGCCUGCUACCACGGUCGGCCAACCCUCGCUCAACCCCCUUUCCCGCCCUGUGCCCAUCGAUGGCAGCGUCACUCCUCCGGCCCAUCCCACGGCAGAUGGUCUCUGGAUUCCCAAGGAAGACAUGCACUUGCUGGAGCACGACCUGUCGCACAACCGAAAGAUCAAGACCGUCCCUGUCUGGCUCGCCGACGACAUCGAGGGCCACGACGAUGGCAUCAGGCUGAAGGACCAGGCCCGCUGGAGACGCUACGCCGAGCACUCCCUCUACACCCUUUUCCACUACAAGCAGAACGAGCCCGCCGAUGGCCGCGCCGAAAGAAUCCAGUGGGCUGACUACUACCGCAUGAACCAAAAGUUCGCCAACAAGAUUCUCGAAAACUACAAGCCCGGCGACAUUGUCAUUGUGCAUGACUACAACCUGAUGCUUCUGCCUAGCAUGUUGCGCCAGCGGGCUCCCCACAUGUACAUUGCCUUUUUCCUGCAUUCGCCCUUCCCCAGUUCCGAGUUCUUGCGCUGCCUCCCCAGGAGAAAGGAAGUCCUGGAGGGUGUCUUGGGCUCCAACCUGGUUGGCUUCCAGAGCUACAGCUACUCGCGCCAUUUUGCUAGCUGCUGUACCCGCGUCCUUGGCUUCCCCUCCGAUACUACCGGCGUCGAGGCCUACGGCACACGUGUUGAGGUCGGCGUCUUCCCCAUUGGCAUCGACGCUAUCAAGGUCGCUGCCGCUGCGUGGAAGCCGUCCGCCACUGCAAAGUACGAGGGGCUGAAGAAGAUGUACGCUGGCAAGAAGCUCAUUGUCGGCCGCGAUAAGUUGGACAGCGUCCGUGGCGUUCCCCAGAAGCUCAUGGCUUUUGAGCGCUUCCUCGAGCUCUACCCCGAGUGGAGGGAAAAGGUCGUUCUCAUCCAGGUUACCUCGCCCACUAACAUUGAGGAGGAAAAGGAGGAUUCCGAGAACAAGAUCUCCAGCCGUGUCAACGAGCUUGUCAUGAAGAUCAAUGGCAUGUACGGCUCGCUUGGCGACACUCCUGUGCAGCAUUACCCCCAGUACAUUUCGCAAGAUGAGUACUUUGCUCUGCUCCGUGCUGCCGACAUUGGCCUCAUCACCUCAGUCAGAGACGGCAUGAACACGACCUCGAUGGAGUACAUUAUCUGCCAGCGUGACAAUGCUGGCCCGCUCAUUCUCUCCGAGUUCAGCGGUACCGCUGGCUCGCUGAAGGAUGCCAUCCACAUCAACCCCUGGGAUCUUACCGAUGUCGCCAAGCAGAUUAACAAUGCUCUCACCAUGUCGCAAGAGCGCCGCCAGAGUAUCGAGAAGAGCUUGCUCGAGCACGUCACCAACAAGAACGUCCAGUUCUGGAUCACCGGUCUCCUACGUCGCCUGAUUAGUGUCCUCGCUAACAGAAAAGACAUCAUCGCCACUCCCCUGCUCGAUCGCGCCACCAUGCUCCGCAAGUACCGGGCGGCCAACAAGCGUUUGUUCAUGUUCGACUACGACGGCACUCUCACACCCAUUGUCAGGGAACCUAGUGCCGCCAUCCCGUCGGAGCGCGUUAUCAACAGCCUCAAGGCUCUGGCGGCCGAUCCCCGCAACGCCGUCUGGAUCAUUUCCGGCCGCGACCAGGAGUUCCUUCAGCAGCACCUUGGCCACAUUACCGAGUUGGGCUUCAGCGCAGAGCAUGGUAGUUUCAUGCGGCACCCGGGCUCGACGGAGUGGGAGAACCUGGCCGAGAAGUUUGAUAUGGGCUGGCAGGCCGAGGUUCUGGAAGUCUUCCAGAAGUACACCGACAAGACUCCAGGCUCCUUCAUUGAACGCAAGCGCUGUGCUCUCACCUGGCACUACCGCCUCGCCGAUCCCGAGCAGGGUCUCCACAUGGCUCGCGACUGCCAAAAGGAGCUCGAGACCACCGUCGGCCGCAAGUGGGACGUCGAGGUUAUGGCGGGCAAGGCCAACCUUGAGGUGCGUCCCACGUUCAUCAAUAAGGGCGAGAUCGCGAAGCGCCUCGUCACGGAGUACAAUGCCGAGCUCAAGGCUCUUGCUGCCAAGUCUUCGGGGUCGCCAGACAAGGUUGCUUCCGAGAAGCUCGAGUUUGUGCUCUGCAUGGGUGAUGAUUUUACCGAUGAGGACAUGUUCCGCAGCCUGAACGUGCUGUCUGGUCCUGGCGAAGAUGCCGAGAUCAAGCCCGAGAACUGCUUCACUGUCACGGUGGGCGCCAGCACCAAGGUUACGCUGGCUAGGUGGCAUUUGCUGGAACCUGAGGAUGUGAUCGAGUGCGUGGCUCUUCUCGCUGGCGUUGGUGGUGCUGGCGCUGGUGGUGUUGGCGGCGCACUGUCCAUGGGAGAGGUCAACCUUGGAGCGUUGAGCACGGUUGAGGAUCAUAUUCCCGAUGGUCACACGAAUUAAGGGGUGUAUAAAAAACCAACAAAAAGGACAAUAAAGUAAAACCAAGGGAGGGAAAAGCAGUAUGGGAUUAGAUGGGUUGUUUGGUCACCAGUGGCUGGCCGGGCUGGGCUGGGACUGUUUUUUUUUCAUGUUCGUUGUGUUGAUAUUUUCCGAGCCCAGGCCUGAUGCAGGCCGGUAAUAUCUGUAUCCAUUGUGCGCUGCGUUGCAUUCUAUGAUUUUGAAGAGCGAUGAUAUUGAAGGACUUGCCUUAGACAGAGAUGGUGCGUUAUAGGUAGACGGGGCUUGUGUUAUGAGUUCAUUCGGAUCAGGAAGGGAACAAUUUUUCAUGGUUAUGGUAACCUCUCAGUAUAUGUGUUCGCAUAGGAGGUGAUUUUAGAAGGAACGGUGCCUUAUAGGACUUCUCUGAUGGUUGUAGUGACAUUAUUUUUUACAU
This is a messenger RNA of Neurospora tetrasperma FGSC 2508, 3501 nucleotides long. RefSeq lists its product as uncharacterized. Gene Ontology annotation, cellular component: alpha,alpha-trehalose-phosphate synthase complex (UDP-forming); cytosol. The record is from RefSeq and is a predicted model, not a curated record. The transcript has 3 exons. Lineage: Eukaryota; Fungi; Ascomycota; Sordariomycetes; Sordariales; Sordariaceae. Gene Ontology annotation, biological process: fungal-type cell wall organization; trehalose biosynthetic process; cellular response to heat. Gene Ontology annotation, molecular function: catalytic activity. Bases 42 to 3068 code for a protein of 1008 amino acids.